CGACAAGCAAGACUCACUCGCGCAAUACAAGAGCUGUUUCUGGUCAUCAAUGGCUUCUUGCCACUUCCCAGAAAUAUACGCUUGGAUCCAUGGACUCCCUCCGCUGUCCGAGUGGAGGACGAGAUCGCUGUCCUUGUUCCUCUGCUCUUCAUCUUCCUCCAAAGCCCAGCCAUCCCUCGAGCUCUCCGCUUCCAGGAACCUCGACUCGCCCCCCGCCGUCUCCUUCUCCAUCUCUUUCGAGUUCGGUCUCCACUUAUCCCUGUGGACCUCGAGGCCGUACAGAAUCAUCAAACCGAGCUCUCGCAGGUUGCUCGACGAGGAGGCCAUGUUCGGUCUCCUCGUCAACUUCGUCGAAGACGUUCUCCAGUACGGCUCGUACGGGAACGGCUCUUCGACCUCCUCGUUCAAGAUCCCCAAGCCCUGGUCCUUUUCAAACUUCGGCGACAUCUUCGAUCUGGCCUUCGUGACUCUCGCGUUCUUGAUCUGCGUCUAUGAGGCGCCGGCCGAUCUCCGCUCCUGGUGUCUCCACGGUCUCAAGAGUCACUUGGUCAACUGCAUAUCGAAGGACGCGUCGAAACUGCUCAUGAAGAUGAUCGGAUCGAACCUGGAGGAGCAGUGGAUGCGGUCCGUCAACCUAGCGAUCACGAACUGGAUUCUGGAGCAACAAUCUGGCCACCACACGAUCAAAACACCGUCCCCGCUUUUCUCCUAUGCGCUUUCGGCCUUCGGGAUAUGGAAAGUCCAUCUCUAUUGUCCGGUCAUCGCGACGGACGUGGUCAGUACGAGCAAUCCCUUGACCGACGAACGCCUCGCUUUCUCCCUCAACUAUAACCAACUCGAAGGAGUGAUCCAGUUCAAUUACAAGCUGAUGAUUCAAGAGAAUUGGGUCGAUGUGUUCGUGGACACGGAUAACAUAAGGUUCGACAUUGUUCGACUCGUGUCCGAAACUCUCAUGAAUGAACAAGGUGAAGGAGCCUCCGAAAAGCACUUCCCUUCAAGAAUCUCGCUGCGGCUAACACCAGCUCUUCAGAACAACAUCCUGAGCGUUUCAGUGGGCAAAUCUUCGGAAAACGCGACGAGAGAGAUCGCCACGGAGAAAGCCAUAGAAGCGGGAUUCGAGCCUCCGAACUCUUACUUGGGUCUCAAGAUCUCGGCCGGGGAGACCGUGACCACGAGCAUGAAGCCAUGGAAGUUCGAGGAAUCUGUCCUGGGCUACAGUGCAGACAUGCAUUGGUUUCUCCACGACCCGACCGAUGGACGAGAGGUCUCCUCUUCCAAGCCCUCGAGGCUCUCCUUGCUCAAUCCGAAGGCGUGGUUCAAGGACCGCUACUCGAGCGCGUACCGGCCGUUCACUCGGCAGGGAGGAGUCGUCUUUGCCGGCGACGAGUACGGGGAAGGCGUGAGGUGGAGGCUAUGCAAAAGCGCCAGGGGAAAGACGAUGGAGUGGGAAUUAAGAGGGUGGAUUUGGCUAAGUUAUUGGCCAAAUAAGCAUAGGACAUCCCAUUCCGAGACUAGGAGGUUGGAAUUUAGGGAGACCCUUUACCUUACGAUUGCUUAGACAAUUUGUAACAGCCCCAGAAAAUAACACAGGAUAGACAUUUUUCAGCUUUUUGCGAUGUAUAAAAAAAAAAUGCGCUCACAAUGUGCCUUUUUUCUUUUCGGUUGAAACUGUAGUAAAGAUAAAUUUAUAUCAAGUGGUAUUUUUUACUAUU
Molecule: messenger RNA, 1712 nt
Organism: Eucalyptus grandis
Lineage: Eukaryota; Viridiplantae; Streptophyta; Magnoliopsida; Myrtales; Myrtaceae
Exons: 2
Coding region: 50-1558 (502 amino acids)
Source: RefSeq, a predicted model, not a curated record